CGCGCGCUCUGGCCCCGCCCUUCCCCCCUCCUUCCUUUGCCUGCCUCCCUCCGCUCUGUUACUGCUGCGGCCGCUCCGGCGGGCGCUUCCAUCCUGGUAUUUCGGAGCCUCCAUCCUGGUUUCUCAAGUGCCCGGACCCAAAACAGGAAAUUUGAGUAUGAGCACAGUUGAAGAAGAGUCUGACACAGUGACAGUAGAAACCGUGAAUUCUGUGACUUUGACCCAAGACACUGAAGGAAACCUUAUUCUUCACUGCCCUCAGGAUGAGGCAGAUGAAGUAGAUUCUGAAGACAGCAUUGAACCUCCCCACAAAAGGCUUUGCUUAUCAUCUGAAGAUGACCAAAGUAUUGAUGACACCACUCCAUGCAUUUCUGUUGUUGCCGUUCCAAUUUCAGAAAGUGAUCAGAGCUUUGAGGUGACCAUGACUGCAACUACUGAGGUAGCUGAUAAUGAGGUCAAUGAAGGAACUGUUACUCAGAUCCAGAUUCUCCAGAAUGAACAACUGGAUGAAAUCUCUUCCCUAGGCAACGAAGAAGUGUCAGCAGUCAGUCAGGCCUGGUUUACAACCAAAGAGGAUAAGGAUUCUUUAACAAACAAAGGUCAUAAAUGGAAACAGGGAAUGUGGUCAAAAGAAGAAAUAGACAUUUUGAUGAGCAACAUUGAACGUUAUUUAAAGGCACGCGGAAUAAAAGAUGCCACUGAAAUCAUCUUUGAGAUGUCAAAAGAUGAAAGGAAAGAUUUCUACCGGACCAUUGCCUGGGGUCUGAACCGGCCUCUCUUUGCUGUUUAUAGAAGAGUACUUCGCAUGUAUGAUGAUCGAAACCACGUUGGCAAGUACACUCCUGAUGAAAUUGAAAAGCUCAAAGAGCUAAGGAUAAAGCAUGGUAAUGACUGGGCAACCAUAGGAGCUGCCCUUGGAAGAAGUGCUUCUUCAGUAAAAGACCGAUGCAGGCUGAUGAAGGACACCUGCAAUACGGGAAAAUGGACAGAAGAAGAAGAAAAGAGACUAGCAGAAGUGGUCCAUGAAUUAACUAGCACAGAGCCUGGUGAUAUUGUCACACAAGGUGUAUCGUGGGCUGCUGUCGCAGAACGAGUUGGAACAAGAUCUGAAAAGCAGUGUCGCUCCAAAUGGCUCAACUACCUAAACUGGAAGCAGAGUGGAGGAACUGAAUGGACUAAGGAGGACGAAAUAAACCUGAUCCUUAGAAUAGCAGAGCUUGAAGUAUCUGAUGAGAAUGAUAUCAAUUGGGAUUUGCUGGCUGAAGGCUGGAGCAGCGUGCGCUCACCACAAUGGCUUCGCAGUAAAUGGUGGACAAUCAAGAGGCAGAUUGCAAACCACAAAGAGGUUUCAUUUCCUGUUCUUAUUAAAGGCCUGAAGCAGCUCAAUGAAAGUCAGAAAAACACUCCAGGGCACCAGCUUUCAGAGAACAAAUCUUUGCCUGGGUUGCCAAAUGCUCAUUCUGGUUCUGGAGUUCAGCAUGUUCAGAUCCGGGUGGCUCGGUUGGAUGAGAAUUCAAGCAGCUCUCCAGGCCCAAUGGCAGCUUUACAGAUACCAGUCCAGAUUACCCAUGUCUCUUCUGCUGACUCUCCUGCUGCUUCUGUUGACUCUGAGACUAUAACGCUAAAUAGCGGAACAUUACAGACCUUUGAGAUUCUGCCAUCUUUCCAUCUACAGCCAACUGGUACUCCGGGCACUUACUUACUCCAAACAAGCUCCAGCCAGGGACUGCCUCUGACGCUGACCACCAGUCCAACAGUCACCUUAACAGCCGCUGCUGCACCAGCCUCACCAGACCAGAUCAUUGUCCAUGCCUUGUCUCCAGAACACUUGCUGAACACAAGUGACAAUGUCACUGUACAGUGUCACACCCCAAGUGUCAUCAUCCGCACCAUUGCAGCAGAAGAAAUCUCUCCCUCCGUAACCCAGGGGGAACUUACUGUUGACUCAGACCUACACCCAGUCGAUCUGGUGGACCCUCCAACUUCAUUAGAGACGGAUGCUUUCCCAGAUGACCUCCAUCCCCCCAAGUUGGCUGUUGAAGAGCAGCCCAUUUACGACGAAGAUGAGCCCUCCAAAUUUGAUGGCAGAAGCAGCACAGAACUCAUAGGCAGGGUCAUGGAAAGAGCUGGAGAACAGGUUUCGGAUACAGGCCUCAAACGCGAAGAGGACUGUCAGCCCAAUUUGAGUGGAACAUACGUUCCUGAGGAUCUCAGAUCUCCAGCCACAGAAGAACAAGAAGUUGAACAGUCUACCAUGGAUGAAACGGUUCUCAUAGUACCUUCUCCCCGGGGUUUUAUUCACACACCAGAUGAUAUAGACAACGAAUCAGUUUUGCCUUUAACAACACUGACAGAUCCUAUAUUGCAACACCAUGGAGAGAAUUCCCAUAUUAUUGGCUCCUCUUUGGAUAGUCCUGGUUCGGAAGAUUCCAAGGAUGUUGAAGAUUUAGUGAGCUGCCACUAAGAAUGUCCCAUGGCUUAGUGUGACAUAUUUGUAUCAUGCCACAGCUGUCUAUAACCCUGAACGAACUUUUUGAAGAAAGUAUCUGUUGAGAUAGGUUCACUCCACAUGCGCCAGCCACUGAAAUGUGAUGACCUCGUGCUUUUAAAAGGGAUACAGCUAGAGCUGAUCAAAGCUAAGACUUGCGGGUGGUGGUGUUAGCAGGCUGUUCAUCUAAUGGUGGUGCUUAUCCUUUCUUAGGAUCCUUGGGGCUGGAACUACAUAGAAAAUGUCAGGGAGUUAAGAUAUUUUGGACCAGCAAGGCAAUGAGUGACACUCUGCACAGAACAGUUCUUGCUUUUCAUAUAUCAUUAACCUCUGUGUUUCUGACCACAGUAAUGGUUACACAGCAGUAACUACAAAAAGCAAAGCACGGCAUUAGGAAAAAAAGUCUUAUUUUUCCAAUACUGUUACUUCUGCUGUAGGAAGCAGUAUGAAACAUUGCUAGAUUUACAGUUGUAAUCCUGACAGCUACAAAACAAUCUGUUGCUGGCAAUGGAUGGGAGACGUUUAAGAAAUCACUUUUUUUUUGCUACAGUAUUGAGCAUAGGAGGAACAACAGGCAUCAGACAAUGGAAUUCUCCUCCCUCACCCAGUGAACAAACAGCAGGAAUUACCAACGUUUGUUGAGAAGCUAAAACCACCACCACACAUGCAUGUGAUGUAACAAAGAUGGCAGUAAUACUGUGGACUACCAUUUAACAGAAACUCAUCUAAAUAAGGCCAUGAUGAGCAGAGUCUUCCGGUGCACACAGGAGAGCUGUUAAGGGCACUAAGCUGUGCUUAGUGUGUAACUUGCGUAGAAAACAUAACUCAGAAUACUACAAGGAUAUGUAAAAAGAGGAUAAUAUUUAUUGCUGUAAUUAGCUUUCUCAAAAGUCAGUUUUGUCUUCGGUCUGUGGCUUUGUUCAUGUGAAAAUGGAUUUGUAGUUAACAAAACAGUCACUUAGGAGAGAGAACAGAAAAAAACAGUGUUCAGUUCCAUACAAGCAAGAACCUAUUUGUCUUCUGUAGCAGUAGGAUGCCUUUUUAUUUAUACUGUAGUACAGGCAUUUGCAGUGCUGCAGUUUUUGUACAGUGUAAUAAAAAAUACAUUUUUUCCCAAAAGGAAAAAGCUCAUGCCAUUCUGAAGAAACGAGUGUGCACAGCUGGAAUGUUCAUUAAGUGCACUAGUAGCUGCCCUCUCCCCCCCC
Pogona vitticeps (central bearded dragon) is the source of this 3693-nucleotide messenger RNA. It is a transcript of the gene DMTF1, whose product is annotated as cyclin D binding myb like transcription factor 1. Gene Ontology annotation, biological process: regulation of transcription by RNA polymerase II. Lineage: Eukaryota; Metazoa; Chordata; Lepidosauria; Squamata; Agamidae. Gene Ontology annotation, cellular component: nucleus. The record is from RefSeq and is a predicted model, not a curated record. Gene Ontology annotation, molecular function: DNA-binding transcription factor activity, RNA polymerase II-specific; RNA polymerase II cis-regulatory region sequence-specific DNA binding.